Messenger RNA from Bombina bombina (fire-bellied toad), 4310 nucleotides. RefSeq names its product INO80 complex subunit D (gene INO80D). Bases 403 to 3480 code for a protein of 1025 amino acids. The transcript is spliced from 11 exons. Gene Ontology annotation, cellular component: nucleus. Lineage: Eukaryota; Metazoa; Chordata; Amphibia; Anura; Bombinatoridae. The record is from RefSeq and is a predicted model, not a curated record.
AGCCAGCAGCCCAGCCUUCCCUGCUGGAGAAUAUAUUCAGGGAAUCCCUUUCUAAGCACCGGCCCCUACAUUUUUAUUAUUAGUUUUUUUUGUUUAUUUUUUAUGACCUCCAUCCCCUAUAUAGAAAAAAUAAUUGUAUAGAUACUAGCGGGGUCUGAGUUUUAGUGCGAUUCAUAGAGAGACCACAGCGCCCCCGGUCUUGAUCGCAGCCGGCUAGGGAGGUCCUGUGAUCUGACAGCCAAACAGAAAAGGGGGGAGAUAGGAGGAGGAAAAAAGCAGCUUGAAAAAGGGAGGCCCAUGAAGGUGUGCACUGAAGAUGUGUUCUUGAGGGAUCUCCCAUAACACUGAGAUGUUGCUGGAGCUUUAAGAUCAGCUGAUGUUCACAAGGAAUAGGGCCACGUGAUGUAUGAAGGCAAACACAUACACUUCUCUGAGGUAGAUAACAAACCCUUAUGCUCCUACAGUCCCAAACUGUGCAAACAGCGAAGACUCAACGGUUACGCCUUCUGUAUCAGACACGUUCUAGAGGACAAGACCGCCCCCUUUAAGCAAUGUGAAUAUGUGGCCAAGUACAACAGCCAGCGCUGCACAAAUCCCAUCCCCAAAUCUGAGGACCGUAGAUAUUGCAACAGUCAUCUUCAGGUUCUUGGCUUCAUCCCUAAAAAGGAAAGGAAGAAAAAGCAUGAUGGACUUGAUGAAGUGAAGGUUAGACAUCAAAUGGAGACUGUGGCCUUUAGUUUGACUAUGCCCACCUUUGCCUUGAAGAUGCCCAAUGGACUGGAUGGGCUGACCCUCUCUCCUCCAGGUGCCAGGCUUCCCCUUCACUACCUGGAGACCGACCUGGAAGACUCUCUUACUUUUGAGGAAGAGGAGGAAGAGCUAAGGAAAGGGGCAUCUGUGAAGAAAAAAUUACAGAACAAACUUGUCCAGAAUCGGCAUCGUUUGAAAGAGACCGAAAUUUUAAAAGAUCAGCAAGAGCACUUUAGCCCCCCUCCUGCACCUUCUCCAUUGCAUUCUCCGUUACGACAGGAGCAGCACACCUUGGUACAACCAGAACCAACAUUACUGAAACCCUCUGGGCUACCACCAAGCCUGGUCUGCAAGUCGCCUCAACCUCAGAACACCAGCCUACCAGUACAGGGAGCAUCACCUGUCAUGCACACUCUCGCACAAGCGAGGCAUUUGUCCAACAAGAGACCUCUUCCUGUUCCAUCGCCCAUCACAGACCCACCAAGGGCAGACAGGAUCCAAGUGACAGCCACGGCCUUACCAGCAUACUCCUCCUGUGUUAGCCGGCUGCAGAGACUGGUGAAACUGUGCACAAGGAAACAGCAGCUAGACUCUGAUCUGUUUCCACAUUUAGGGCUGGACUGGUCAGAAGACAGCGCAGAGGAGCAGGAAGACUCUGACCAGUCAUCUCCAUAUCAGGCUGCUUGGUCAUACCGGGAGACUCUCCAGCAUGACUGCAAAAAGGUUGAUGCUGAAGUAGCACAGAGCAGGAGCUCCAGGGUUGCACAACUUUGCACUUAUUUUCAGCAAAAAUACAGACAUCUCUGUCGUCUGGAGCGGGCAGGGUCUUAUCACAGGAAAUGCAGACACACAUUCCGGAAAGCCUUACAGCAGGCGGCCAUCAGAGAACCAGAAGACGCAGGGCAACUAAUGCAAGAACUGCGGAGAGCCACACACAUAAGGGCCAGGCCCAGUCAACCAGAACUGAGAGGAGCAGAACCAGCACUUUGCAGUAGCGUUUUGAAGAAUGAAUCCUGUGUGAAUCGAGCCCUUCCUUACACACGGCACUGCUUUAAACAUAUCUUGUCUAACAGCUCUCAGCAGCUCUUCUCUAGUUGCACAGCAAAGUUUGCUGAUGGGCAGCAGUGCUCUGUACCUGUAUUUGACAUUACGCACCAGACACCUCUAUGUGAGGAACAUGCCAAGAAAAUGGAUAAUUUCCUGCGAGGGGACAACUCACGUAAAGUUCAGCACCAGCAGCAGAGGAAACCAAGAAAAAAGACCAAGCCCCCUGCACUCACCAAAAAACACAAGAAGAAGAAGCGACGAGGACCUCGGAGGCCUCAGAAACCCAUUCCACCUGCUGUUCCACAGGGCAACCUCUGUAUGCCCAGCGGCCUCUCACUGCCAAUGGAGGUCUCCAACAUCAGGAGCCCAUCCACACCAGAUCUGAGUGCAGAGGAGCUGCCUGAUGAUAUUGCUAGUGAAAUCACAGACAUUCCACAUGAUUUGGAACUUAAUCAAGAGGACUUCUCUGAUGUUCUGCCUCGUCUUCCCGAUGAUCUACAGGACUUUGACUUUUUUGAAGGUAAGAAUGGAGAUCUUCUCCCCACCACUGAAGAAGCAGAGGAACUUGAGAGGGCUCUACAGGCUGUUACAUCGUUGGAAUGCCUGAGUUCCAUUGCAGUGCUAACCCAGGCUGACAGUGUAACUAGUCAAGACCUUUCAGACCGUGGAAUGGCUGCAUUCUCAACAGGUGUUGGUGGUCCUGAGUCAUUGAGUCGGGAAGAUACUACCGAUUUGGGGGAGCUGCUCAAUGGACGAAUAGUUCAUGAUAACUUCUCCAGUCUUGAACUGGAUGAAAAUCUACUUGGUUCUGCUACCCUCUCUAGCCCAUCAACCCCCCUUACUGGGCACAUACAGAGGCAUUUCUCAUCCUCCUCCAAUGUUGGCCUUACUUCUGCCUCUCUAAUAAGCCAGGGUUCAAUUGAAGAGAGAGCUUUUCCAGGUACGUUCCAUGAACUUCAUGAAGGCAGCCAUGCCACGCAAAGGCCUCUCCCUACAGAGCUUUUGAGCAAGGCAAAUAAUUUAAUCACCUCCCAACAGCAAUAUAGUAGUGACCAUUCGCCAUCGUCGCCACAUGGAAGUCAUUAUGACAGUGAGCAUGUUUCAUCACCGUACAGCGACCAAUUGACAUCCCCGCAUGCCACCUCUUAUUCUAACGAUAGUUUGGCAGCUACUUUCUCUGCAGAGGUUCCCAUCAUUACACAGCACUUGCUUACCUCCCAACUGGAGGUGCCCCUGAGUGGGGUUGUGAACCCUCGAACUCACUGGGGGAACCUUCCUGUGAACCUUAGUGAUCCAUCAGCUUUUAGCACCUUUAUCAGCUCAGAUGGGCACCUUAUCUCAACUUCCCUAUCAACCCCUCCAGCCACCUCCCAUUUAGAAACAACACAACCUACCUUCUCCACUGUGACCCCCAAUAGCUCCAAUAUGCUUCCGGGGUUACCACAGACCAGCUUCAGUGACUUGAGCUCCCCUCCCUCAGAACUCAUGGAGUCUCCAUCCCCCAAACAUCAGCUCCCACAAUUCAUUGCAGCAUUUGGCCAUCAACUAAAUUCUCAUAGUGGCAUCCCCAAAGACUUGCAACCCAGCCAUAGCUCAAUUGCUCCUCCCACAGGCUUUACUGUGACAGGUGCCACAACUACGAGUACCAACAACUCCUCUUCCUCUUUCACAAGUUCUGACUAAUCUGCUUGCCUGUUUUCGCCACAUAGAUGAGAAGUGGUUACUUCCCUUAUGCAUUUGUUGCUCAUUUCAUUUGUCCCCUGGAUUUUUUUUUUAUUUUUUUUAAAUCUUUGAAUAUUUUAAAGCAAAAACUAUGGUGAAACGGAUAUGUUUGAUCACUGUACUGUUGUUGUUGUGCUGCCAUAGCACUGGUGCUCCUAAUUUGCUUGUAAGAUACCCAUACUCUCCCUAAUUUUGCCACCAGGUGAGAAACAUUGGAUUCUAACAGCUCACCUGCAUUUUCCCGAUAUUGUCAGCAGGUAAUGGGAUAAAUGCUUAAUUUCUUGCUACCUGUUUCCAAUACUCUGGUUUCACUUUUGGCUCUGCAAUAUAUUAGGAUAGGGAGUAGGCAAAUGAAAACUAAGGCAGGGAACACUGUUUAAUAUGGAAAAGCAGUAAGUGUGCAAUACUGCAUCUCCUUGCACUUCUGGUUCACAAAUGACUCGUUGCGGUACAUCCCUAGUGUCAUUUUCUUCAUAAGUCAAGCUGUUCUUAUAUUGCGCAUUAUGUCUCUUGCGUGUGUGCAUGUGUGAAUUGCAGAAUUUUGAGAAGGGUGUCAGGGGGGAAUUUGAGGCGGUAAUUUUGCCUCCAGUAGCAUCCAUUCCUUAAUUUGUGUUGGCCUUACAUGGACUGCCUAGAUCAGAACAAAUCUAUAUGGUACAUUUGUGCAUACAACUAAUCACGUUAAAAUAAUUCAAUAUAAAAUGAAUAUAUUGGAUAGUAUGCAAAGUGUGGAUCCGUUAAUAGAAAUUUUAAAGUGGAUUUGUCACCACAAAUAAAGCUAGCUAUGUGUU